Molecule: messenger RNA, 3900 nt
Organism: Myripristis murdjan (pinecone soldierfish)
Lineage: Eukaryota; Metazoa; Chordata; Actinopteri; Holocentriformes; Holocentridae
Product: brain-enriched guanylate kinase-associated protein
Exons: 7
Coding region: 1-2952 (983 amino acids)
Cellular component (GO): synapse
Source: RefSeq, a predicted model, not a curated record
AUGCCGAUGGACAAGACAAGACAGACUCUGCCAGGCCAGGCCCAGCAUUCCCCAAACUCCUCAGCCUCCUCUGCUGCCCUCUGCCCCACUUUGAGCCAUGACCAGUACUGGCUAGAGGAGCUGAUAGGCCCCUUAUCCAGCAGGUCCUCCCCUAGCCUGCCAUCCAGCCCCAGCAUCCCAAGCAGCAGUCCAGGAGGCAGCAGGAGCAGCAGCGAAUGCACUGACAGCCAGCACAGCUGGAGCUCCGGGGCGACCUGUUUCCUGCACAGCUCCAUCAAGAGGCAAAUCCAGGAAGCCUUCCACACUCGACUGAGAAAAGAGAAGAGGCAAGGGAAGCCAGCAUUCUGGCUAGCUAGAGGGCUUCAUGGCAGAGCUCACCCAUGGGCGAAGCAGGGAGGAGGCAGCAACCAUGGCAAGCUCCACGCGUGGCCAGAGAGGGGUGGAGUGUGUCAAGGGAGGGGCUCCCCACAGCACCACGCCAAAGCUAAAAACUCCAAACUGCAGUGGCUGCUGGAGGAGAAGAUCAAAGCCAAGCUGAAGUUCUCACAGUUCCUAGACGAGGUGACGUACAGCGUGCUCAAUCCAAACAGCCUGCAGGCAUUUGGGAUCUCUCCCACGCCCAAAAGGGCCAGCUGCCAGAGCUGCAGCCACUAUUCUGUCCCCACCGCCACCACCACCAUCACCACUGCCAGCACCCCAGCCAAGCCUGACGACAAGAUCCAAGUGGUGCGCUGGAGGAGCCCGAGUCUGCCCAGCUCCAUGGCCCAGCAGCAGGACACUUUAACCGUGGAUAAGAAUCAGGAGGAGCAGACUCUCCUAGAGCCAGUGCAGAAAUCCUAUCUAGAAACAGAUAUUGACAGCGUGAGGAGUGAGGACGAGCUGAAGCACCGUCACACACAAGCAGAGGUGCCGCCACUGCUGGAGAUAGAUGAGAAGAAAGUGAUACCGCCUCCUCCGGAGUUCUGUCAAGGGUCUAUAUUUGAGAUGAAGAGCUCCUUUCCUGUAGUUCACUGGAACUCGGGCCUCUCCAGAUACCCUUACAGAUCUGUUUCUCUGCCCAGGGGCAUCAACAUGGUGCCUGAUGAGGAGAUGAACAACAUAGACACUAUCAGCUCAUUGCAGGAGCAGAAGGAGGACCUGCGGAAGCGUCUCUCCUACACGACACACAAGCUGGAGCUGCUGGAGAGUGAAUUUGACUCCACUCGGCAGUACCUGGAGACAGAGCUGCGCCGUGCACAGGAGGAACUGGACAAGUUCACUGAUAAACUCCGCAGAAUACAAAGCAGCUACUCAGCACUGCAGAGGAUCAACCAAGAUCUGGAGGAAAAGAUCCACAGAAAUUCCCAGCACCAUGAUGAUGAAAAGAGAGCUCUGAGCAGGGAGAUCAUCGUUCUCAACAACCACUUGAUGGAGGCUAAACUCACCAUCGAGAAACUACGAGAGGACAAUGACCUGUACAGGAAGGACUGUAACCUGGCUGCUCAGCUUCUCCAGUGCAAUAAGUCGCUCUACAGGGCCCAGCUCUCUGAGCUUCCCGCUGAUUUUCAGCAGCGAGUGACCAUGCACUUGGAAGAGUCUCCUCUCUGCCACACGUCCUACUCCGACUCUGUCCCUGCCUCUCUCAUUGCCAAGGUGCUGGAGAAGCCAGAUGAAGCCUGCAGCAGCAGCCAAGCCUCCCGCUCCCCUAGUCCCCAAACCCAGGACCAUGGCUUUCUCCUCGACAGCAUGGCUACGGGGGAGCGCCUGGGCCUCCGGGCUGCCUACAAAUCUGACCUGUACAGCAGUGACACGGCCCUGUACUGCCCUGAUGACAGGCACCGUGAACGGAGGCCAAGCAUGGACCUUCACGGCCAGAGGAAGCUGGUGUACGGGCCACAGAACUCCACGGACAGCAACCCGGAAGAGGGCUCAGAGGGACUGAGGCUUGGCUUCUCCCAGGAACACUUUGCCAAGUUCCAGGCCACACUUGGUGCAGGCUCCAGCUCCUACUCCAGCUUCAGUGGAGGUGGGUCUGAGGACAAAGGCAAUGGCCCACCCAGCAGUACAGCUUCCUCCCCACACCAUCACUCCCUCUACAUGGAAUGGAGGGAUGCAGGAGAUUAUGAGAGAAAGAGUGACUCAUCCUGGGAGCGGGACAGUCCAAGGGGCUUUGCCAAUGCUCAUCCCUUUCAGCAGGCUGAGCUGAGCCACCACCAGAAUGGCAGCUCCCCUGUCUACAGUCGCACCAUGUCCUCCUGUUUCAGUGAGCCCUAUGAGCCCCUCCCUCCCUCCUCCUCCCCCAGCGUCGCCUAUGGAGACAGUCGUCGUGGCAGCACAUUAGCACCUGAGGAAGAGGAACUGAUUGGCAGGUGGAGACAGCUGAGCGUGGAGGACUUAAGUGCCCACUCCUACCGCAGCCCUGGCCGGGCUUCACCCUACAGCUUCUCAGAGCAACAUUUCUCUGUUCGACCCGCUAAGAUCCGACUGGGGCCGCUCUACAGCAGCUUCCAGGAAGGAGCUGACUACUACCAUCAUGGAGUGGGUGUCAUGGACCCAGUGUGGGUGGCUGCCAGCCCCAGCCCCGAAUGCAGCCCAGGGCUGCGGCAGGCCCACAGCCAGGCCCACCUGUACCGCACCAAGGAGGACAGCCAGGAGUCGGAGCACAGCCUCUACCACUCAGGGAGCUCCAAAGACAGGGAGGGCAGUGUGGCAGCUGGUGGACAUAGCAAAGAUUAUGUGGAUCCCAGCCCCAACAGCUCCACUGAGUCUCUGAACCAGAGGUCCCUGGAGAUGGCCGCAGACCUGCAGCACUAUCAAGUGGAGAUGCAUAGUUUACCUGCACAGGUGAGCCAGCCACCACCACCACCCCCGCCCCCUCCUCCUCCUCCGUACAACCAAAAAUUUGGCUCCCUGGGACUUUCCAGAAAGGACAGUCUGACCAAGGCCCAGCUGUAUGGAACACUUCUGAACUAAGAGACUUUCCAAUCAGGUAUAUUCUUUGAUAGGCUAUAACAUGCAAGGCCCUGGUAAGUCCAGCUACAGCUUCUCAUAGCACGAUGACUAGUAGAAAUCAUGUAUUUAUGUACAUGUAUCAUGUAUUUAUUGCUGAUAUUUUCAAAGGCUUUGAUUGUAAGGCAAAGGAUGACAAUGGUUUUCAUGGCAACAGUGAAUGUCUGAAACAAGUGAGUCAUGCCAAAAUAAUUAGGGCAGUAGAUAAAGAUUAAAGCUCUCAGAGCCUUGACGGUUUGUAAGAAUGUAUAUGUAUUUAAAUUUCAAAUGUAUAAAUAUAUACUUGAUCUUUAAAAAUUGAGUGAUAUAUUUUGUAUGUAGCUGUUAGAAAGAAAAACAUCUGGAACAAUCAAUCAAAUGCAAAUCUUCUUAAUGAACCUGGAACUUGUAUAUAAAUUGAAAUGAGAGAAACUGCCAAACCUAUAUGAGAGAACUCAGAGAUGUAUUUUAAUUGAGAUAUGAUGCCUGUAUGAACUGCACAGAGUUGUUUCAGUCAUUUUUUUAAUCAUAGGCUGAAACAGUGUUGGCCUUGUGAAGAUGUAAGUGUGAAUGUUUAACACAGGAAGACAAUGCGGAGCAAAUGAAUGACUUAAAUGAACGUUGAGAAGCCUAAGUUUUGUUUUUCUUCCUUCAGCUGAAUUUGAAACUAUUGAUGGGUGUGCUAUUUUGUUAUUGAUGGAAACUUUUGAAAUGUAAACAUCUGUUUUUGCAGUCAAUAUUAUUUUAUUUUUUUCUCUAUAUCCCAUGGAGAGAUUUCCCUGCCCCAUUCUACCUCAAAUUUGGAUGCCCAGACCCCAUCAAGCCACUGCAACCCUGUUUCUAUGACAACAAUGCAUGUUUAUAUAUUUCUGUUGUUUUGUUCGCCUAAUAAAGCACAAAUUAUGCAUAUAUGCUUCAAGCUUUGCUCGAGUG